AUGAAAAGCUUCAAGUCGUUUCUGCUGGCCGUCGCCGUGCUGGGGGCAGCCAAAGGAGGCGAGAGCGCUGAACCGAGCCAAGAGGCAGAGUCUGUGAACUGCCGGGACGACUUCAAUGCCGCUCGAGAAUCAGCAGGCCUAGAACCCUUCGCUGAAGAAACGACCGACGCAAAUAAACUGCCAAUACAUGAUGAUACGUACAUCGAGGCAAUUUGCAAAGCGAUACGAGAGGCAAGGGACUUUACUUCGCCUGGAAUUGCCCUCCAUUGCUUCUCCGUCGCUCUUGGGACAUCAGUGGGCAAGACAACGCCAGCUCACAAGCGCUCCGGUACCUACGCCUACGCGCCUCAGGCGGGUCCUGCCAAUGGCUGCUCUGCAGCUGUCUCCUAUUGGAAACAGGCCCACGUGAACUUUGAUGGUGUCCCGCCGGAGUACAAAGAAGAAGAAAAGGGGGUGUAUGAGGAAAGUCAGAACCGCUCGCUCGUGGCCCUGUACAACCCCCAGUCGGGCGCUACUGUUGACUGUGCGUUUAUCACUUGUCAUCUUCCCGCUACGUCCACCACAACCGCCUCUCCCACUACGGAACAAAGCACUACGGAGGGUGCGACGGAACCUACGACGGAGGCUCCGACCGACGCUCCGACCCAGGCUCCCACUCCAUCUGAAGGGUCGACAUAUCUGCGCCCACCAAGCGCGGAAAGCCAGGGGAGCGCGCCAGCGGCCAACGUAGAAAAGACUCAAAGCCAGAAAGAGAGCGGACCGACCGUUCGGCGCCUCUCUACGGAAUCGGAGACGGUUACUAGCCUUGUUUGCCUGAUGAAUCCUGCAGCGCUUGUACAAGCACAAAAGCCGUUCUCGUACGUUGCGUAG
This is a messenger RNA of Eimeria mitis, 870 nucleotides long. RefSeq names its product SAG family member. The transcript is spliced from 3 exons. The coding region runs from base 1 to 870 and encodes 289 amino acids. The record is from RefSeq and is a predicted model, not a curated record. Lineage: Eukaryota; Apicomplexa; Conoidasida; Eucoccidiorida; Eimeriidae.